Aspergillus tubingensis is the source of this 1869-nucleotide messenger RNA. RefSeq names its product phospholipid:diacylglycerol acyltransferase. The transcript has 3 exons. Lineage: Eukaryota; Fungi; Ascomycota; Eurotiomycetes; Eurotiales; Aspergillaceae. Bases 1 to 1869 code for a protein of 622 amino acids. The record is from RefSeq and is a predicted model, not a curated record. Gene Ontology annotation, molecular function: phospholipid:diacylglycerol acyltransferase activity. Gene Ontology annotation, biological process: triglyceride biosynthetic process; lipid storage. Gene Ontology annotation, cellular component: cytoplasm; perinuclear endoplasmic reticulum.
AUGCUCCGCCGUCGUGUGGCCAAGGACAAGGACGGUGCGUCCGCAUCGCCGUCCCCGUCCGACUCCCGCGACAUCCCCGACUCGACUGCGUCGGCGCAGAAGAAACCCAAAGGAGAGUCGUUUGUCACCAAACCUCGGAGUAAACGGCGCAAUGGUCUUAUCUUCGUUCUGGGUGGCUUGUUUGGUGUCCUCGUGGCCGUUCUCUUCGCCAACCAGCAGGAUGUGAUCAGUCUGGAUAGCAUAAUGGAUCUGAACUUGGAGUCGUUGAUGGAUGUUAUGCCUCAGGGAUUGCUCUCGGAUGUCAGGGAAUUCACGCAACAUGAACGCGACACCGUCGCAUACGACUCCUUCUCCGUCGGUCUGCACCUCCAAGCCGAAGGCGUCCACGCCAAACACCCCAUUGUCAUGAUCCCCGGCGUUAUCUCGACCGGCCUCGAGAGCUGGGGCACCGACGCAAACUCCCGCCAGUACUUCCGUCGCAGACUCUGGGGCAGUUGGAGUAUGAUGCGCGCACUGGUCCUCGACAAGACCGAAUGGAAGAACCAUAUCAUGCUAGAUAAGGAAACCGGCCUGGAUCCCCCCGGCAUCAAGCUCCGCGCCGCGCAGGGCUUUGACGCCACUGACUUCUUCAUCACCGGCUACUGGAUCUGGAACAAGAUCCUCGAGAACCUCGCAACCAUCGGCUACGACCCGACCAACGCCUUCACCGCCGCCUACGACUGGCGCCUCUCGUACCCCAACCUCGAGCGCCGCGACCAGUACUUCAGCCGACUGAAAUCCUACAUCGAGACCGCCGUCCAGGUCGGCGGCGAAAAGGUCACGCUCGCGUCACACAGCAUGGGCUCACAGGUGGUGCUGUACUUCCUCAAAUGGGUCGAGCACCCGGACCACGGCGCCGGCGGCCGCAACUGGGUCAACAACCACAUCGCCAACUGGAUCAACAUCAGCGGAUGCAUGCUGGGCGCCGUGAAGGGCCUAACGGCCGUCCUCUCCGGCGAGAUGCGCGACACCGCCCAACUCAACGCCUUCGCCGUCUACGGGCUCGAAAAGUUCCUCUCCAAGGAAGAACGCGCCGAGAUAUUCCGCGCCAUGCCCGGCAUCAGCAGCAUGCUUCCCAAGGGCGGCGAGGCCGUCUGGGGCAACGCAACCUGGGCCCCGGACGACCUGCCCGACCAGUCCCAGUCCUUCGGCACCGUGCUCAACUUCCGCGAAACCAACUCCUCCCACACCAGUAAGAACAUGACCGUCACCGAAAGUCUCAACUACCUCUUCGAUGAAUCCGAGUCCUGGUACCGCGACCAGGUACUCAGCAGCUACUCCCACGGCGUGGCUCACACAGCCCGCGAAGUCGAAGAGAACGAAAACAACCCCCGCACAUGGCUCAACCCCCUCGAAGCCCGGCUCCCGCUCGCCCCGGACCUCAAAAUCUACUGCUUCUACGGCGUCGGAAAACCCACCGAGCGGAGCUACUACUACCAGGAAGAACGUGACCCCCUGGUCAACCUGAACGUCAGCAUCGACACGACAGUAACUAACAACGACGGCGUCGAUCACGGCGUCCUCAUGGGCGAGGGCGACGGCACCGUCAACCUCCUGAGCACGGGCUACAUGUGCGCCAAGGGCUGGCGCAUGAAACGGUACAACCCUGCCGGAGUGCAAGUCAAGGUCUUUGAGAUGCCGCAUGAGCCGGAUCGCUUCUCGCCCCGUGGUGGUCCGAAUACAGGCGACCACGUCGACAUCCUCGGCCGCGCAUCCCUCAACGACCUCAUUCUUCGCGUAGCAGGCGGCCAAGGAGACCAGAUCGAAGAGACGUUCGUCUCGCGGAUUAAGGAGUACGCAGAUCGGGUACAGGUUUUUGAUGAUGAAUGA